This is a messenger RNA of Phytophthora sojae, 1668 nucleotides long. Its product is annotated as Leishmanolysin M8 metalloprotease. Gene Ontology annotation, molecular function: metalloendopeptidase activity. Gene Ontology annotation, cellular component: membrane; cytoplasm. Gene Ontology annotation, biological process: proteolysis; cell adhesion. The transcript has a single exon. Lineage: Eukaryota; Oomycota; Peronosporomycetes; Peronosporales; Peronosporaceae. Bases 1 to 1668 code for a protein of 555 amino acids. The record is from RefSeq and is a predicted model, not a curated record.
AUGCCGAUACCGGACGAUCACUUCGCGCCCGUAAGGUACUGCGACAAAUGCACGUCAAAUGGCUGCACGAACGACGAGUGUACCAUUUCUCCAGCAGGAACGGGCGUCCCAAACUCCGACUUUAUGAUCUACGUGCGAGCUGAAAGCACAGCCAACUGCGAGAGCGGGAGCACGCUCGCGUACGCGUCGACGUGUCAGCAAGACCAGUACGACCGACCGACGUUCGGUACGGUCAACUUUUGUCCGCUGCAGAUCAGCACCGCGGCCUCAGCGUUCGAGCGUCAGGUGUCCACUGCACUCCACGAGUUCACUCACGCUUUGGGCUUCUCCGCUCGCUUCUUCCCUCUGAUGCGAGACGAAGACGGAAACCCGCGGACACCAAGAGACGAACAGGGAAAUCCGCCGACAUUUUCUGUGGGCACGUGUCCGAACGGCAAGGAGAUCGACUACUACGUGGAGCCUGCGGACACAACGAUCACAUAUUCAACCGAGCGAGGCCACGUUGUAGCCAAGAUGGUGACUCCGCGAGUCCGUGCGUUUGUGCAGGACCAUUUCAACUGCUCGAGGCUGGACGGCGCCGAGGUCGAGUCGCAGGACGGAGGCUGCUUGGGCUCUCACUGGGAAGAACGCCUCUUUGAACCCGAGUACAUGACGCCAGUAGACAGCUACCGCAACGUCUUCAGUGCCCUCACGCUCGCGUUCUUCGCUGAUUCGGGCUGGUAUCGAGUUAACGCCUCGAUGUCCGAGAUCAUGCACUUCGGCCGGAAGAAAGGAUGCGGCUUCGCAACCAAAAAGUGCGUGAAUCCGUCCACCCAAGUCCCCAUAGCAGCAGACCACUUCUGCAGCUCCAGUGACUUCCGAGGCUGCUCGGUGGACGCAAUGUCACGCUCGAUAUGCUCGUUAAGUACCAAGGAGCAGACAAUCCCGGAAGAAUACCAGUACUUCCCGAACGACCCGAAGAAGGGAGGGGUCAAUAUGUUCGCAGACUUCUGCCCAUUGAACGUUGGAUACGCGAAUGGAGACUGUACCAUCUCGACGAAUCUACUCAAGCUCGGCGAUACCAGUAUCAACGCGUUCGGCGAGACGUACUGCCCCACCUGCAGGUGUACCGCGACGUCACUGCGGAGUGUGGAUUCUACGAGCUGGGGGAUAAGUCCAGCCAGACAGUCGGGCUGCUACGCGAUGCGAUGCGUAGGGGAUUCUACCUCGACGGUUGUUGAGCUGACCUUUCCGCGUAGUAAUUCGAGCGACACCGUGAGCGUCAACUGCACCAAGAAGGAGGAGACGCUGUCAGUACCAGGUUUCACAGGAACCAUCACGUGUCCUGACCCACUGGUAGUAUGCGAAGUCGACGAUCCGAGUAGAAUUCUACUGACGGAGGAGCUGGUUAACAGCGACAGCAGUACUGACACUGGAGACGGCAGCGUAUCGGUUGGAAGCGACGACUACCCGGAUGAUAGUGGAGAUACUUCGACGACAAAUUCCUCUGGUAAAAGUGCAAGCGCCUCCUACUCAAGCAGCAGCAACAGCAGCAGCAGUGGUUUGAGCACUGGGGGCAUAGCCACGAUCAACACAGGGACGACAACCAGCGGAGCCGAUGGGGAGCGCUUGGCGUCAUUGUGGAUAGUUUUAAGUGCGGCAUGGCUAGUCCUAGCAAAUGUGGAGUAG